AUGUAUCCUUCUAGUUACGUCCCCCAGGCAGCUCUAAGAGGCCGGAAAGGCUCAGUCAAGUCUGCACAAAACGACUGGUCGUUCGUGGAGAUUUGUAUCGAAUGCAAGACAGAGCCGGAGGCACUCGAUCCAUUCGACGAUAGGAACGACGACGGGCAACCCACCUCGAAGGACCGCAAGGGCGUCCUCGGCCAAAUUCUUUCGUACGCCGAGUUCGUCUUGACUAGGCAACAACGCACGUGCGUCUUCAUGAUCCUUCUCCUCGGCGACCUCUGCCGCCUCGUACGCUUCGACCGGUCGGGGGCCAUCGCAUCGCAGAAGUUCAACUACAAGACCAACGGCGGGGAUCUCAUCGAGUUCUUGUGGCGCUAUGCUCGAUGCGACACGGCUACCCGGGGCCAUGAUCCUUCCGCCGAGCGUAUCAGUCCCGACUCAGAGCUCGGUAAGAAGAUGCAGGACCGUGCAACGAAAAAGGCUGGCGCGGGGCCUGAGGACUAUGUCCGCGAGAUGUUCGAGGAGUCUUUGAAGACGGACUGGUCAUGGUGGAAGCUUCGCGUCGACGGAGAGCGCGGUGUUGUACGUCACUUCCUUGUCGGCGAACCGAACUUUCAAGCACCUGGCGUCGCGGGACGCGGAACACGUGGCUACGUUGCCCUCGACGCGGACAACCUCGACGGGCCAUUCUACUACCUCAAGGAUGCCUGGCGAGUCGUGAGCCGUCACAUCGACGAGGAAGGCAAUAUCCUGCAGUUCCUCAACAAGAAAGGUGUCCAGUACAUACCCACACUCGAAUGCCACGGGGACAUCAUGACGCCGACAACGCAGUUGACCAAGACAAAUCAGUUGUGGAAAGACCUGCACAGGCGCAAGAAAGGCGCUGUUUGUCCGUUCAAGAAGCACCAGCACUACCGCAUCGCGGUCAAGGAAGUAGGCCAAGAAAUGGCCAAGUUUGAUCGUGGUCGACAACUAAUACACGCGCUGUGGUGCUGCAUAUAUGCACAUUCGCAAGCUUACAAGGCAGGUAUCAUCCAUCGCGAUAUCAGCGCUGGCAAUCUCUUGCGCUACUUUGACCAGAGCACCGGGCAAUGGUGCGGGCUCCUCAAUGAUUGGGAAAUGUCGAAGAAUACGAAUUCUAAGCGUCCUGAAGGGCGCCAGCUCGACCGCACAGGCACUUGGCAGUUCAUGUCUGCUGCCGCACUUGAAGCACCUACGAAACAGAUCGCCGCCGAGGAUGAGCUCGAAUCCUUCUUCCAUGUUCUACUGUUCCUCGCCAUCCGCUUUCUCAGACACAACUGCGACAAUGUGGCCGACUUCAUGCACGCCUACUUCGACGACUUCAGCACCCUCAACACCGGUCGCUAUGGCUGCGGAAAUAUGAAGAUGCUCUGCAUGACAAACGGACGCAUUGCUAUCAAGAUGGAUGGUGGGACUGUCGUUUCGCUCCUCGAGUUCAUUUGGCCGCCGUCUGCCGACAAUCCCGCCGAGGUCGAGACACGCACACACCCCAUGAACAAACUCCUUCAGACCAUCCUGGGGUGGCUGCAGGCGCACUACUCCCUCAUGCCCGUUGCCAACACCAGUGCAGACAAAACGGCGCCCCCAGCUCCGACGGCCGCGGCAGAGGAGUCCGACGACGAAGAAGACCUACUGCUCGCGGGCAGGCCCCCGCGAGACCCGAAAUAA
Molecule: messenger RNA, 1683 nt
Organism: Trametes versicolor FP-101664 SS1
Lineage: Eukaryota; Fungi; Basidiomycota; Agaricomycetes; Polyporales; Polyporaceae
Exons: 3
Coding region: 1-1683 (560 amino acids)
Source: RefSeq, a predicted model, not a curated record